UUAGACCUUCACGUCGUCGUCGCUCUCUCUCUCUCCCUCUCUCCCUCUCCCUUCGCCAUGUCCUCAUCAAAACCCACCUCCUCUUCCUCCUCCUCCCACCUCCCCUAACCCUAGCUCUCCCAACCCCCUCUCCUCUCAUCUCCUCCCCGCCAUGGCGGUCCCCGCCGCGCCGUGGCUCCUCCUCCCCUUCCUCCUCCUCGCCCCGUCCCUCGCGGCCGCGGCGGUCUCGGAGGCCGACGCGCUCAUCGCCUUCAAAUCCACCCUCUCCGGCGCCGGCGCCGGCGCCUCCGCCGCGCUCGCCAACUGGGUCCCGGGCACGAGCCCUUGCAGCGGCAACAGAACCCUGUGGAGGGGGGUGCUCUGCGACGAGGGGGGCCGCGUCCUGGGGCUCCAGCUCGAGAACAUGUCCCUCUCGGGAGCGCUCACCCUCGACCCCCUCGUCGACCUCCCCGCGCUCCGCACCCUGAGCUUCAAGAACAACAGCUUCGCGGGCCCGAUCCCCGACCUGGCCAAACUGGGGGCGCUCAAGAUGAUCUACCUCUCGCGGAAUCGCUUCUCGGGCCCGAUCGCCGACGAGUUGUUCGACAAAAUGCGGAGCCUGAGGAAGGUGCACCUCUCGCACAACGCCUUCUCCGGGCCCAUCCCCUCGUCCGUGGCGGGGCUCUCGGAGCUAGGGCUGGACGACAACGCCUUCGAGGGGGCGAUCCCGGAUUUGGAGCAAAAGGGGCUCACUUUCGUGAAUUUGUCCCACAAUCAAUUGGAGGGGCCGAUUCCGAAGGGCCUCAGUAGGUUUAAUGCAAGCAUGUUUGAAGGCAACAAAAAUCUUUGUGGCCGGCCGCUCGAUGUGUCCUGCGAUAUUACACAAUCACAAUCGCCACGGUCACCAGCGAAGAAGAAGAUAUCGCCCACCUUGCUAGUGGUAAUCAUUGUAAUAGGCGUCUUGGCACUACUAUCAAUUGUAGGGUUAUUCGUGUUCAUACUCAGCAGCCGCCGCCGCCGCCAACUCGACGAAGCCAAUUUGGUUCACCUCCAAUCCGCCGAAACCAAAAAGUUCGACGCCCCAGAGGCCAACAAGGUCGAUCGGGGGGCAGCAGAGUACCGCGGGGGUGCCGCGAAGAAGGCCCAUAAGGAAGAUCAUGGAAAGUUGUCAUUUGUCAGGGAGGGGAGCCAGAGCUUUGGGAUUGAGGAUUUGCUUAGGGCUUCAGCUGAAGUUCUCGGGAGUGGAAAUUUCGGGUCUUCCUACAAGGCCACCUUAUUCGAUGGCCCGUCGGUAGUCGUGAAGAGGUUUAGGGAGAUGAACGGGGUUGGUAGAGAGGAUUUCCAAGAACAUAUGAGGAGGCUCGGGAGAUUGUCUCACCCUAAUUUGUUACCUUUAGUGGCCUACUUGUAUAGAAAGGAGGAGAAGCUUUUGAUUACCGAUUAUAUUCCGAAUGGGAGCUUGGCGCAUAUGCUACAUGGCAAUCGCGGCUCGAACCUCCCACCGCUCGAUUGGCCGGCGCGGCUUAAAGUGAUCAAAGGCGUGGCAAGAGGCCUCGCGUACCUCUACGAGGAACUCCCAAUGCUAACUGUGCCACACGGCCACCUCAAGUCCUCGAACGUCCUUCUCGACGAUUCCUUCGAGCCCAUUUUAACCGACUACGCCCUUUUGCCGGUCAUGAACCGAUCCCACGCUUCCCAAGUCAUGGUGGCUUUCAAAUCUCCCGAAUGCGCCCAACAUGGAAAACCAUCUAAAAAGAGCGAUAUAUGGAGCUUCGGCAUUCUCAUACUUGAGAUAUUAACUGGCAAGUUCCCCGCCAAUUAUUUGAGACAAGGAAAUGCAGGUACCGAUCUCGCGAGCUGGGUUAACUCCGUCGUAAGAGAGGAGUGGACCGGUGAAGUGUUUGAUACUGCGAUGAAGGGGACUAAGAAUGGUGAGGGGGAGAUGCUAAAGCUUUUGCAGAUCGGGCUCGGUUGUUGCGAGGCCGAUGUCGAGAGGAGGUGGGAGUUGGGUGUCGUGCUUAACAAGAUCGAAGAGCUGCGAGAAAGGGAGAGCGAUGGUGAGAAUUCGUCGUUCGACGGAGAGGGAGGGUAUUCGUCUAAAGGAAUGACCGAAGAUGACUUCUCUUUCUCGACAAAUAAUUGAGGAAAUUUCGGCGAGAUUCAGGUUCGGAGGAUAAAUGGUGGGGUAAUUUUUCAUCUAUAUUGAUUGGGGUAUGUAAAGUAAUAAAUUUGUUGGAGGGAAAAACAAAAAAAAAAAAAAGAAAAAGAAAAAGAAAAAGAAAAUUUGAGGGGUUGGAAAUAGGAUGUAAAACUAAAUUCUCUUUUUUUUGCAAGCAUGUUCUGCUUUUACUUCAUUUUGUUGUUAGAAUAAAGAGAAAAAUGAGUGUAGGGGGAGCAAAAUGAAUCAAAUAGCUGUAAUAAUCCCUAAGAUAUAUGCACUAGCUCAAUAAUUCUUAUAUGAUGAUUUAUUUAUUAAAAAGAAAA
Messenger RNA from Ananas comosus (pineapple), 2463 nucleotides. RefSeq names its product pollen receptor-like kinase 4. The transcript has 3 exons. Gene Ontology annotation, molecular function: protein binding; ATP binding; protein kinase activity. Gene Ontology annotation, biological process: protein phosphorylation. The record is from RefSeq and is a predicted model, not a curated record. NCBI's taxonomy places the organism in Eukaryota, Viridiplantae, Streptophyta, Magnoliopsida, Poales, Bromeliaceae. The coding region runs from base 152 to 2122 and encodes 656 amino acids.